Lactuca saligna is the source of this 1281-nucleotide messenger RNA. The record is from the annotation of a GenBank genome assembly. Lineage: Eukaryota; Viridiplantae; Streptophyta; Magnoliopsida; Asterales; Asteraceae.
AUGCUCCGGUGGAGUUUGGGUUUCGGGAAAAACUGCAAAUUUCCCUGCAAUCACCAUAGUAAUCUAGGGUUUAGACACAAUCAAAGAUACAGUUUAGUUAACGUAAAAUUGAAAUGGGUGAAGGAUAAUGUACUAGAUUCUGUUGUAACCGGUGAGAGAGAGCUCAGAGCAGCCUGGGUAAUCGUGUCAGUUAUAGCAGCCGACCCUGGUUGUUGCCUCCCCAUCUACCGUCUCUCCGGCCGGCGGAGAGGCCAACUGGGUCUUCCCGAAGACCUCAAAGUUUCCACCUUUAUGAGAAGAUACCCAAAUAUCUUCGAUGAAUUUCAUCUUCCUGACACCGGUGGCACUCUUGUUCCCUGGUUUAGAUUAACCCCAGAUGCUAUUCGACUAAAUCAAGAAUCCAUGGCGGUUUUCCAGCAAAAUCAGAAAGAUUUCCUCGCUAGAAUCUCAAAGCUUCUUCUCCUAACAAAAGACACGAUUCUUCCUUUACAUACAAUCGACCAAUUGAAAUGGGAUUUGGGUUUGCCUUACGAUUAUCUCGAUUCUUUCAUCUCAAAAUACGAAAAUAUGUUCUCUUUGAUUCCUCUUCCCCACAAUCGUCUCGCCUUAAAACUCAUAACUCCACCCAAUGAGCUUCCCCUUUCCCAAUUAGAAACGAAUGCAGAAGAAGACGAUGUUAAAAAUGGUAGAUUAAGUUUCAAUGUGGGAUUCCCACGGGGAUUUGGGUUAAAUCGGAAAUCAAUGAAGUGGUUGGAGGAAUGGCAGAGGCUCCCAUACACAUCGCCAUAUUCCGAUUCCAGUCAUUUGGAUCGAAGGACAGAUGUUUCCGAGAAGAGAAUUGUCGGAGUAUUUCACGAACUUUUACAUCUCACGGUUGAAAAGAAAACCAAUCGCCGGAAUGUGAGCAAUCUCCGGAAUCCAUUGAAUCUUCCUCAGAAAUUCACAAAGGUUUUCGAGCGUCAUCCCGGGAUUUUCUACAUCUCAAAGAAGAACAACACCCAAACGGUUGUUCUCCGUGAAGCUUAUGAUCGUCAUCAACUUGUUCAGAAACACCCGAUCUCUGAAAUCAGGGAGAGGUUUCGAUGUUUGAUGAAGGAAGGGUUUCUGGAUAAAAGCCGAGGGUUAUAUAAGAAACAAACUGCUGCCAAUUCCAAUUCCAAUCCCAAUUCCGGUGAAGAUGUUUUUGAAAAUGGUUUUGAAUCGGGGGAGGAAUCAGAGGGUCAUAUGUUUUCGGAUUAUGAAUCUGAUGAAACCGCUCAUCUUUUCCGAUUGUGCGAAUAG